AAUAGUUGUGCAGGACGGAGGCUGGCAUAGAAAACUUUGCUUGUGGGAGCAAGAGGUGCUGAGAAGUGGAGUCCAGCCUGGGUCUGAUCGGAGAGAGACCUACAUUGGAUAUUCCUUUGCUAGAAAAGGUUAGGUUUAAGGUUAAUCUGAUUCUGUGUGUAUCUGUGUUGGCCCAGGGAUUGGGACAGGUAUGAGAAUUCUUCUCUAAAGGCCAUAUCAAUCCCCUUUAUGGCUUGGUGUGGUAGGUACCAAACCUUCCUUUUGCCUGACAAAGGCUCUGGCAUUACCAACUAUGGAAAGCUGCAGACUGGCUACAUCAUCAGUGUUGUCCUUCUCUUGCCACUGUACCCCUCCUCUGGCUGCCCAUCUGUUUGCAGCUGCUCCUCUGGGGAGGUGAACUGCAUGGACCGCGAGCUGCGCCUUGUGCCUGACAACCUGCCAGCCAAUGCCACCACCAUCCUGCUAGACUACAACAGCAUUGCUGUCCUCCAGAACCGCACCUUCCUGGCACAGCAUGUGCUGCAACGCCUGAGCCUUCACAGCAAUCUCAUUGUGAGUGUCCACCGCCAGGCUCUGGUGGGCCUUGGUGAGCUCCAGGAACUAGACCUGAGUGGAAACUCCCUGAGCAACCUGCCACCAGAGGCAUUCCUUCCUGUACCAAGACUGACGGUGCUAAACCUGGGGAACAACAAACUUCUGAGUCUGGACCCUGAGCUUCUGGGGGCCUUGCCCCACCUCCAGACCUUGUCGUUGCAUAGCAAUGCUUUGACCUCACUCUCUUCAGCCUUCUUUGAGAAUCUGCCUCCCUUGCACAGUUUCAAGCUUGAUAACAAUCCCUGGGUGUGCACCUGUGACAUCCAGCCCCUCUUUCAGUGGCUCACUGAUAACGUGGAUACAGUUCCAGAAGUGAAAUCAGUCCGUUGCAGACUCCCGGCUCCUCUUGCCCAAUACCCCAUCAUUGACAUUGGAAAUGAAUCUUUUGCUCCCUGCCACGAACCCUGGCUGCUCCCUCAGGACUAUGCCUUUUUCCUGCUCAUCGGCCCAUCCACCUUUCUAACCAGCAUCUGCAUGUGUCUCCUUGUUGGCUUCCUCGCAGUGGCCUGUGUAAAGAUGUUGACUGGGUCGUACACUUAUCACGGCCCCCCGGCAACACGUGCAGAGCGCCAGCGUGUUCAUCAGUAUGUCCACAAAUAACUCCUGUUGCGCUCAGAUGGUACUUCUAAUGUGCCGAGUGCUCUUCUCUUCAAUCUGGGCAGCCUUAAUUUCAGUGUGCAGAAGGAUAUUGUUGUUCCUAUGUUUCUUGCGUGUGUGUGUGUGGGGGGGGUGCAUUACCUAGAUGUAAUAUCGCACAAUUGUAAAGCUGAGGUCAGUUUGAAGCCAGGAGUGUCAGGCAGAUGAGGCUACUGAACUUUCCUUUCACCUACUACACCCCUAACCUACCUUCCUCUCUAUCCCAGAAGUUGCAGGCAAGGUGCUUUUAGGGUCAAAAGAACAAUAUGGGGGAAUCCCAUCUUCUGAUCUCUGCUUUACAUUGCUCCUAUAACUGUUCUGAGAUGUGGGUCACCAUACCCUGCCUUUCAAUUAGUGACUUCUUAGUCUGAAGAAAUGUUGAGGCCAAUAUUGCGAGUCUAUGGCAAAGGGAGGAUUUGAAUAUAGCCCUUGGAGAUGAAAGCCAUCAUCUGAUUCUGCGAACUGCUGCUCCUAUCAUUUUUGACCCACCAUUGGGCUUCUCCGUUUUCAGGCAAGAAAAGGUAAGAGUCCUGCUAGUUGUCGAAGGCUUUCACGGCCGGAGAACGAUGGUUGUUGUGGGUUUUCCGGGCUGUAUUGCCGUG
Eublepharis macularius is the source of this 1832-nucleotide messenger RNA. It is a transcript of the gene LRRC26, whose product is annotated as leucine rich repeat containing 26. The record is from RefSeq and is a predicted model, not a curated record. Gene Ontology annotation, molecular function: protein binding. Bases 229 to 1194 code for a protein of 321 amino acids. NCBI's taxonomy places the organism in Eukaryota, Metazoa, Chordata, Lepidosauria, Squamata, Eublepharidae. The transcript has 2 exons.